UGUGUCUCCCCUGUAGUAACACCCGAGGCCAUCGGCUUCCUGUCCGCAGUGGGCAUCUUCGUCAUCUUGCUCACCAUCCUCUUCCUCUUCAUUAAUAAGAAGCUGUGUUUUGCCAGAGUUGGAGGGCUGCCAUGCUUCGAGCAGCGUGGUCAUCGGAAACGCAAGGAGCGUUCCGGCAUCCACCAGGGCCUGGUGAACAGUUAUGGAGAUGAUGGCGAGAUCUCCAGCUCGGACAGUGAGGAGGAGAUUGUGAAGCGAUUCGAGAUCUCCGUCUCCCGCUCACAGAGUUUUAAUUCCAAUGUCUUAGAGGCAGCUACCCAGAGUGCACCGGGGAAACAGCAGAAGUUUGAACGACUGCGUCCUGAGCAGGAGGAGAGCACCGAGCCUUCGGACUGUGAAGAUGCUGAUAGAGUUAGCCAGAACAGUUUUCGAGACCCACUCACUGAACAAAGAGACCCUCUGACUGAAGCACUAUUCCAGCAAGGCCUCAGUACCGCUGAUACUUCAUCGGUCAAAGGCGGUAUGGUCACCGCAGGUUCUCAGGACAUCCGCAGCGAGUCAGAGAGGCUCCCAAGAGGACAGAGGAGUCGUCCAGGAAGCACAGGGCGCCAAACCCCUCUCUCCACUCUCAGCUCAGAGACAGAUAUGGCACUGGAUAAUCCUGGAUUUGACAUCAACGAGGGUACAGAUAGUUCCUCUACCUACAGCCCUGAGCAUGAUCAACAAGCAGCUAGUAUGACUUCUGCGUACCACCCUCUAGAUGGUUCACCCCACGCCCCUAUCUCCAAAUGUGGUGAUCUCGUGGUCAUUCUUGAUUACCAUCCUGACUCCUCAAAACUCCUGGUCAACGUGGUGACAGCACGGGACAUACCGGAUAAGGCACGAAGUGGUAUGGACACUUGGCAGGUGCGUGUGCUGCUGCUUCCGGGCAAACGGCAGCGCUACAAGACGGCUGUGCAGAAGGGAUCAGCUCCAAGGUUCGGCGAGACCUUUCGGUUCUCCCGACUCGAAGCGUCAGAGCUGAGCGUGGCAGCACUAAGGUUCCGCUUGUAUGCGCUGGGGAAGAUGAACCGGGAGAAGAUGAUGGGUGAAACCAUCUACACUCUGGACAGACUCGGCACAGACCGGAGUGAAGUUACGCUGGUGCUAGAACCUCGCAGCAACCUGAAGGCGCUCGACUCUCAGCUCUCUCUGGGUGUUCAAAAUGAAAGUGCUUCAUCUACUCAGUCGCUAGCUCAUGGGGGAGUUCCUGAGCUGCUCAUGGGUUUAGCCUACAAUGCCACCACUGGUCGUCUCUCUGUUGAACUGAUUAAGGGAAGCCACUUCCGCAACCUGGCACUCAACCGCCCCCCAGAUACCUUCGUAAAGCUGACCCUGCUCAACUCCGUGGGACAGGAGAUCUCCCGAUGUAAGACCUCACUGCGCCGUGGGCACCCCAACCCUGUAUUUAAGGAGACGUUCGUCUUCCAGGUGGCGCUGUUCCAGCUCUCCGAUGUCACGCUUAUGGUGGCUGUGUACAACCGGCGCAACAUGAAGCGCAAGGAGAUGAUCGGCUGGUUGUCGCUGGGUCAGAACAGCAGCGGUGAGGAGGAGGCACUGCACUGGCAGGACAUGAAGGAGAGUGCCAACCAGCAGGUGUGCAGGUGGCACGCCCUGCUCGAGGCUUAAAUGGAUCAUAAAUGGAUAAAAAAACCAA
Molecule: messenger RNA, 1696 nt
Organism: Trichomycterus rosablanca
Lineage: Eukaryota; Metazoa; Chordata; Actinopteri; Siluriformes; Trichomycteridae
Gene: syt16
Product: synaptotagmin XVI
Exons: 6
Molecular function (GO): phospholipid binding
Source: RefSeq, a predicted model, not a curated record